AUGCGGCUGAGAUCUUUUGUCAUAUAUCGUGUUUUCCGUGUGAACUAUCAAGUGAGCGGAGGAGAGACCGCCCGUCCGGUGAGUAAGGUGAGAGUGACUUUCUACGAGUUUCAGCGACCCCUGCCUGUGAACAACCACCAGGGCCAGGGCGAGGGGAUGCCAGGAGAGGAAAUGACCCCGACUCAGACCCAGAACACCUCUGCCAUCCAUGACACCACUCCUCUUUCACACCCCCAAUCAUAUUCUCUGACACGACAACUCAGCUCGGACAGUGGAAAGGACAACCCAUUCCGCCCAGAUGGGGAAUUGAGUCGUGAGGCUGAUGAAAUAGUGGAACUUAUCAAGGAAGGUAAACCACUAACUCCAACAAAGAAAGAGGAGUCUAUUUGUGAUGUUCCUGAUGCAGGAAAAAAAGUAGUGGAUGAGAAGAUAGAGGGUGCACAAGUUUCCAAGGUUGCUGCUGCUGCUCCUUCUCCCACCCGAAGUCCAGGGGCCAAUGGAAGUGCUGCCCAAGGUCCUGUGGAAGUUCAACACACUGUGGUCACUGGUCCCAAUGAAGCAUCCCAGGUUGAGAGAGUUGUCCUGAAGAAGAAGUCAAAGAAAGGCUGCUGCGCAUGCGAUGGUGAAGACAUUGGUGUCAUCGAUGGUGGGCAAUCAGUGUGUGAAUGGGUAGCUAACUGUUUCAACGACUUCUCUGGAGUCUUCUGCAUAGAGCUUAGAAGAUGUAGGGCUGUAACUGAGGAGAGCACUUUGCAUGGAGCCCAUGAGCAUGGCAUCACUGUGAAUGAAUUGGAGACAUUGGUGAUACUCACCCCAGAACAUCCUGCAGCAGUAUGUGAUAUAAAUGCAGGGAGGAAGUAUGUCUCCCCUGUAGCCUUUGAAAUCUCCAGGGCAUCAUAUGAGCCUCGUAUGCUUCUGGACUUCAGUGUGGGGAUGCAGAUGGCAGGAGCUGGAUUCAGGGUGCUCAAGUAUGAAUACUUGGAGUUCAUUGGAGGGCAGAAGUACAUGGCAUGCCUUAAGCAUGAUCUCCCCUUGAUCCACGAGGUUCGUGGAACUUUGAAUGCAUGCUGCUGGCCAUGUGUGGCUAAGGAUGGGACUGGGAGUGAUGAUACCAUCUUGUGUCGAAAGUGCAUUGUCUGGAGGUGCCCUCAUCAGUCAUCUUUGGUGCAGUGUGUAGCAGGACUCUGCUAUUCGCAUGGGAAGGAAGUUUCAAUGAGUGGCAUGGGUCAUGUAAGCUGGACGACCAGCUACACAUUGGGGCUCGUGGCUGUCUUUGAGCCUGAAUUCCUGGGAAAGGAAGUGAGUGGGGUGCCUCUAGUGACCACUGGAGUUGGGGUCAUCAAGCCUGUUGUUCCCAAGGAGAAUGGUGUGGGUGGCAAGGCACCACCCAAGUAUUGUCUUCAUCCAGCUGGUGAAGUGGGAUUUGGAAUGCCUCAGAUUCUGGGAGGCCCAUGGGACAUCAUGGUGCAUCACCAUCUGGAGCCACAUCUUCAACACAAGAUCCUGGGAGCUAGAUGGCUUUUUUUCCCCAUGGUUUACUAG
Darwinula stevensoni is the source of this 1542-nucleotide messenger RNA. The record is from the annotation of a GenBank genome assembly. Lineage: Eukaryota; Metazoa; Arthropoda; Ostracoda; Podocopida; Darwinulidae.